This is a messenger RNA of Episyrphus balteatus (marmalade hoverfly), 400 nucleotides long. RefSeq lists its product as uncharacterized. The transcript has 2 exons. The coding region runs from base 51 to 380 and encodes 109 amino acids. The record is from RefSeq and is a predicted model, not a curated record. Lineage: Eukaryota; Metazoa; Arthropoda; Insecta; Diptera; Syrphidae.
UUUUUGUUUGUGUUCAAAGUAUAUUUUGUUGUUUCUUUCAUUUCAAAAAAAUGUAUUUAUAUGUAAAAGAUUAUGACGAGCAAUUGGAAGAAUUAUAUAAAAGUGGAUAUGCAUCUGAUGGUGGAUUGCUAGUUCAAUAUGAGACAGGUCAGCGCGGUUCUAGAAAGAUGAUUUACAGUGGACAUGGUUAUAUAUGCGCUAAAAUACAAAAUAAUCGCAAAUAUUGGGUUUGUGCAAAACAACGCAGUAAAAAUUGCAAGGCCAGACUUGUGACGGAUAUAGGCGAAACGCAAUUUAAUGUUCGCAAUAUGGAACACACCCAUCCUAUUACUGAAAGAUAUUUGAAUUCAUUAUAUGCGAAUAUUGAAAAUAAAAAAUAAUAUUAAUAUUUACGAAUAAA